Molecule: messenger RNA, 1172 nt
Organism: Chlamydomonas reinhardtii
Lineage: Eukaryota; Viridiplantae; Chlorophyta; Chlorophyceae; Chlamydomonadales; Chlamydomonadaceae
Exons: 2
Coding region: 192-506 (104 amino acids)
Source: RefSeq, a predicted model, not a curated record
AGGUUUUCUGUUGUUCAUGGCUUUGGCGCCUUGAGCUGAUUCUUGAUAAGCGCGUACUCAUAGCAAACCACAUUUGGACAAAUUUGGCACUCUGCAACUGCAAGUCCAGCGCUCUUCGCGGCACACUGCCAUCUCCGAUUACUCGCUGCGCGAUUAGCAUUUCAGGUAGCUAGGGAGCCAGCUGCGCAAGAAUGCAUCCAGCGCUUAUACCGGAGAAGCACCCAAUGUGCGGAAAGUACAUGGAGGCGCUUGUACAAUGCCGCAAAGAGCAUCCUUACCGGAAAUUCUUUGGUGUAUGCUCAGAGAUUACGUGGGACCUGUCGGUAUGCCUCAAGGAGGAGAAGAAGGUGACGCGCGAGCCCCGGCAAAAGCGCUACCACGAAAAGUGGGCGGCAAAGCGGGAGGCCGAUAAGGAGCGGAUGUCUCAGCUUCGCGCGGAGCAGGGGGGAGAGCAAGUUACAUCUGAGGCGGCUGGCGACUCGGGGUUAGGGAGGGCAAAUGAGUAGACGGGUGCACAGGCGAAUGGCAAGAGCUGCGGCACAGCUGGCGCAGCGCUUACGCUUGGUUAAAUGGUGGACGUGUGGUCACGAGCUGGCUUGCGGCCAGUGGGCAUAGGCAUAGGUAGAAGCCGGUAGACUGUAGUGGUGACUGGAGGCCGCCGAAGAAGCGCUGAACAUGACUCAAAGGAUAGUGUUGGCAAACCAAGGGAUGUCGGCAAUGAUAAUCGGCACUCACGUGACAGCAAGCACCGGCCACAGAACGUAUGAAGCAGGGGCCCAGUGGCGCACCAGAUGCCUGCGGCAACAGGGCCGUUACGUGUGGCGCAUAGGUGCCAGUGGGUAUACCACUGUAUCACGGCAUGGGCGUAUGGCUCAGUCAUGCCUGGCUUGCAUGGAUGCAGCCAGGGCGCGAGGAUGAGGUGUUGUGCAGAUGUCAAAGUCCUUCGCCAAAAUCAGUGGGCUCCGACCGCGACUUACGGACUUGCAAUGAUAAGUGUAAUGGCGAGUUGCUUUUUGUUGCAAGUAAUCCGCCGUGUGUGGCGGUGCGGUACGGGCCCUGACGUCCGGCUCUCGGCUGAUACUCACUUGUCCCAUCCCAGGGGGGACGUGCUGGGGCGUGCCAAACCCCACGCGCAUCCACAUCCCCCACGACCCCGAGCAACGCCUUGACGU